Molecule: messenger RNA, 2144 nt
Organism: Olea europaea var. sylvestris
Lineage: Eukaryota; Viridiplantae; Streptophyta; Magnoliopsida; Lamiales; Oleaceae
Product: L-ascorbate oxidase homolog
Exons: 8
Coding region: 280-1899 (539 amino acids)
Molecular function (GO): copper ion binding; oxidoreductase activity
Source: RefSeq, a predicted model, not a curated record
GUCACACGCAAACGCUGUCUCAACUCUGUAACACUGUGAACACUCAUUGUGUUCACAAAAGGGUAGCUCACAUCAUAAUCGUAUGCACAACCAGAUCUAAACCGAGCAUCUUCCAAUCUCUUUCAACAAGAAUAAAAGCAAAAGUUGGAAGAAAAAAGGGAAAGAUAAAGAGAGUAUAAAAGAGUUUGUGCUUCCUUUUCUUUUCAUAUUUGAACGAACCCAGUUUCUGUUCUUCCAGUGAAACAGGAAAACAAACCCCAUAUAAUUUGGGAGGAGAAAAUGACAAGUGUUGUUAUACUGGCUGUGACAGCGUUAGUGCUUCUGGGCUUCACUAAUGGGGAAGACCCAUAUAGAUUCUUUACGUGGAAUGUUAGUUAUGGUGAUAUUUACCCUCUUGGCGUUAAGCAACAGGGAAUAUUGAUUAAUGGUCAGUUUCCAGGGCCACAGAUUGAGACUGUCACGAAUGAAAAUUUAAUUGUCAGUGUCUUCAAUAGCUUGGAUGAACCUUUCCUACUCUCUUGGAACGGCAUACAACAAAGAAGGAACUCUUGGCAGGAUGGAGUCUAUGGCACGAACUGUCCUAUCCCACCCGGACAGAAUUUUACUUACAUUCUCCAAGUCAAAGAUCAAAUCGGUAGCUUUUUCUAUUUCCCGUCCCUUGCCUUUCACAAGGCUGCUGGAGGAUUUGGUGGCAUAAAAAUCUUCAGCCGUUCUGUGAUCCCCGUUCCUUUCCCUCCACCUGCUGGAGAUUACACCAUUCUAGCCGGUGAUUGGUUCAGGCAAAACCACACGGAUUUGAAAGCAAUUCUAGAUAAUGGACUUAAUCUUCCCUUCCCCGAUGGACUUCUCAUAAAUGGUCGUGGAUCGAACGGCAAUACAUUUACGGUGGAUCAAGGCAAGACUUACAGAUUUCGCAUAUCAAAUGUCGGGCUCUCGACAUCUAUCAAUUUCCGAAUUCAGGGUCACAAGAUGUUGUUGGUCGAGGUUGAAGGGACACAUACAUUGCAGAACACCUAUGAGUCUCUUGACAUUCACUUGGGCCAGUCCUACUCUGUUCUGGUCACCUGUGACCAACCUGCACAGGAUUAUUACAUAGUCGUCUCAACACGUUUUACAUCACAAGUGCUUACAACAACAUCCAUUCUGCACUACAGCAACUCAGCAUUAAGUGCAUCUGGUCCGGCUCCAGGUGGGCCCACAACUGAGAUUGAUUGGUCCCUCAAUCAGGCAAGAUCCAUCAGGCAAAAUUUAACUGCAAGUGGGCCUAGACCUAAUCCCCAAGGCUCUUAUCACUAUGGACUGGUAAACACUACCCGCACAAUCCGACUGGCAAAUUCUGCUCCAAGUAUCAAUGGUAAACAGAGGUACGCUGUCAAUAGUGUAUCGUUUAUCCCAGCAGAUACACCACUUAAACUUGCGGACCAUUACAAUAUUCAAGGGGUGUUCAGCCUUGGAAGUAUCCCAGACAGUCCCACGGGUUCCGGGGGUUACCUUCAGACUUCAGUCAUGGCUGCUGAUUUCAGAAGUUUUGUUGAGAUUGUGUUUGAGAACUCAGAAGACACUGUGCAGUCAUGGCACAUCAAUGGCCACAUAUUCUUUGUAGUGGGGAUGGAUGGUGGGCAGUGGUCACCUGCAAGCAGAUCAAGUUACAACUUGAGGGAUGCAAUUUCUCGUUGCACCAUUCAGGUGUAUCCUGGCUCGUGGACUGCCCUAUAUAUGCCUCUUGACAACGUGGGCAUGUGGAAUGUAAGAUCUGAGAACUGGGCUCGGCAAUACUUAGGUCAGCAGUUCUACCUUCGUGUAUAUUCGCCAGCAAAUUCGUGGAGAGAUGAGUACCCCAUCCCAAAGAAUGCACUCCUAUGUGGUCGGGCAUCAGGUCGUAAAACCAGGCCUUUAUAAGACAUGACAAACACGAAACAGUCACGAAGGUGUGACUGCUUUUUACUGGUUGAGGAAGAUGAAACUCCAUUUCUGUUGAGCCUAUUAAUCCAUUCAGAACAUUUUUCUGUUGGCACUUACGAAGUAUUUCCUACUUUUCCAUGCAAUCCAAAUAGAAUUCAUCAAAUAUACAAUUUCUCUUACUCCUACUGGAAGCAGCAGGAGAUGAAAGGAACUUUUUUCCUACUUAUGAGUAGAUAUCUCAA